UGUUGUUGAUAUCUGAUUGAUUGACAACCACACACAGUCAGAAUCGGAGCGCGCUUACGACUUCUGAAAACUCCCUAAUAACAGAUUAUUAUUUACCUUUCUUUUUUGUGAAGGCGAGAAGGAGAUAACUCCUCAACGAGCAUAUAACGUCCCUCUCGCGGCUCGUGCUUCAGUUGACAUCCGUUAGUUGCAUUUCAAACAGUGCUGGACUGGUAGCAGCGGAACGAAGAGGUGACAUAGGGACCCCGUUUGGAAAGUUUCAGAAGAUGGCGGCUGGACCGCACGUGCUGGUGCUGCUGAUUCUGUCGAUCACUGCGACGCAAGGUGAAUACAUCGAGUGUCCCGACCGCUCUUAUUGCCCUGCCAAGACAACCUGCUGCCUCUUAACAACUGGUCAGUAUGGCUGCUGUCAUAUCGAACACGCUGUGUGUUGUACCGGCCACGAUGCUUGCUGUCCCGAGGGUUAUCGCUGCCAAGUAUCUACUCAUUCCUGCACGAAAGGUUCUACAAGUAUUGCAAUGUCAGAGAAGAGUCCAUCUCUCUCUCUGGACGUGGUGCUUGCCAUACAGCGUGAAUACAUCGAGUGCCCCGACCGCUCUUAUUGCCCUGCCAAGACAACCUGCUGCCUCUUAACAACUGGUCAGUAUGGCUGCUGUCAUAUCGAACACGCUGUGUGUUGUACCGGCCAGGAUGCUUGCUGUCCCGAGGGUUAUCGCUGCCAAGUAUCUACUCAUUCCUGCACGAAAGGUUCUACAAGUAUUGCAAUGUCAGAGAAGCGUCCAUCUCUCUCUCUGGACGUGGUGCUUGCCAUACAGCGUGAAUACAUCGAGUGCCCCGACCGCUCUUAUUGCCCUGCCAAGACAACCUGCUGCCUCUUAACAACUGGUCAGUAUGGCUGCUGUCAUAUCGAACACGCUGUGUGUUGUACCGGCCACGAUGCUUGCUGUCCCGAGGGUUAUCGCUGCCAAGUAUCUACUCAUUCCUGCACGAAAGGUUCUACAAGUAUUGCAAUGUCAGAGAAGCGUCCAUCUCUCUCUCUGGACAUGGUGCUCUCCUUACAGAGUUCUGAAGUCACGUGCCCCGAUCAGACCAGGUGUCCAGGAGGCAGGACCUGCUGCAAGACAGAGGAUGGGAAGUACAGUUGCUGCCCGUUUUCAGAAGCAGUGUGUUGCGAUGACGGAGUCCACUGCUGCCCCACAGGACACCAGUGCAACCCCGAGGAGGGUAGCUGCGAAAGCAAUGAGAAGAACGAAAUAGUGUCGAUGCUCAAGAAGUUCCCAAGCACUCCAGCGCCCUAGUUUUCUUUUCUCAUAAUUGCGCAUGUGAUUUAAUGUUUCCUGUAAUGUUGCUAUACUUUUACUAACACGAUAAGUUCUGUGACCAUAAUUCAUUGUUUUGUUUGAGAAUAAAUGGGAUAAGUCGCUCAAAAAAGCAGGAAAAUGAAAAAAAAAAUUACAUCGAUACUGGCGAUAGUACCGUACGCUCCGAAUGCUUUAUGCAGAUCAGUCUGAGACAGAUAUUUUGGUAGAUGGCCCAGCCAUAGCGUUGCACUGCAAACUGAACAAUUCAAUGUAGUAAGCGUUUUUCUUCUCUUUUACAAAUUGAUCAAUCAAGUGGGAUAAGGUUGCGUGUGGGGUUUGCUGCUACGAAUACACUAAUAAAAGCAGUUGUCAAUCUUGCCCCGAUCUUGUUUUUACAGAGUGAAUACUAAUGGCGAAUUCACGUGGUCAUUUAUUUUGA
Ornithodoros turicata is the source of this 1740-nucleotide messenger RNA. RefSeq names its product progranulin-like. The transcript is spliced from 6 exons. Bases 267 to 1298 code for a protein of 343 amino acids. Gene Ontology annotation, cellular component: extracellular region. Lineage: Eukaryota; Metazoa; Arthropoda; Arachnida; Ixodida; Argasidae. The record is from RefSeq and is a predicted model, not a curated record.